AUGGAAAUGUUUAGAGAAGGAGGCUCCACCUCGAGACCUCCAAUGCUGGAAGGAGCCAAUUAUCCAUACUGGAAAACCAAGAUGCGUGCUUUCUUGAGAGCUGUUGAUGAAAGAGUUUGGAUGUCCAUAGAAGAAGGGUGGUGGAAACCAACGAUGAUGGAGAAUGAAAUCGUCAUACCCAAACCCAUGAGUCAAUGGACUACUGUUGAAAUGGAAAGAGCAAAUUUCAACUCAAAGGCUCUUCAUGCCUUGUUUAAUGCUGUCUCCACCAACAAGUUGAAGGUUAUAGCCAAUUGUGAAAUUGCUAAGAAAGCAUGGGAGAAGCUAAAGAUUAAGAACGAGGGAACUGAUGCUGUCAAGAAAUCAAGGCUGCGUGCCUUGGCAAAGGCUUUCGAAAAUCUUACCAUGGAGGAGGAUGAGUCUGUGGCUGAAUUCCAUGCAAAACUUUGUGACAUCUCUAAUGAAUCAUAUGCUCUGGGGAAAACUUACUCUAACUCGAAACUGGUUCGAAAGGUGCUUGGUGUCCUCCCCAGAAGAUUCAUGUCCAAAGUUACCUCUAUCGAAGAAAUGAGAAACAUUGAGGAACUCGAUCUUGACGAACUCAUCGGGUCAUUACAAAACUAUGAGCUAUCACUGUCUAGGUGGAAGAAAACCAAGAAACAAAAGGAGGUGGUGAAAGAAAAAUCAGAUGUUGGAAUUGCACUUAUUCACCAAGAAAACAAGAAACCUGUUCUGGAAGACUUGAAUGGCAUUACAGAUGAAACAGUUGCCCUGUUAACAAGAAACUAUGCAAAGUUCUUAAAAAAGAACUACAGGAAAAAUUCACCAGCUGACAAAGAAAAUCUUUUCAAGAGAAACAAAAGAGUAAAUUUCAAACCAGGACAAGCCUCAACUGAUCAAAAGGGGCGAGGGAUUAAGUGCAGAGAAUGUGAUGGAUAUGGUCACAUUCAGGUUGAGUGUGCCAACACACUAAAAAAGAAAAAGGCCCUUGCAGUAACUUGGAGUGAUAGUGAUGAAGAAAAGAACUCCACAGCCAGUGAAGGAUCAGAUGAGGAAAAGCAGGUACUAGCAUUCAUGGCCCAAAGCUGUAAUCCAGUUGAAUCUGAAGAUGAUGCAGUCUCCACCUCAUCGGAAGCAGACAGCACAGGUCGUCAACAUGCUUAUGAAGAAAUGUUUGCACAAUGGGAGUACAUGACUAAACAGAUUCGUGCCCUAAAGAACUCCCUAGAGCAAGUGGAGACUGAAAAAGAAAAGUUAGAAGACUCUGUCAAAAAUCUCAACCGACUUCUUGAUGAAAAGGAGAAUGAGAUCUACAAACUCACAGUUGAUCUAAUCCGAACCAAGCAAGCUUUACAGUUCAUUCCCCCAGGCACUGCUGCUAUCAAUCAAACCCUACAGCUUCAGAAGCCCUAUGGUGAUAGAACUUCAUUAGGAUAUAAGAUGCUAUAUAAGCAAGGGAAUGACCUGUCUGUUGAGCAUUCCUUACCCUCCAAUGUCAAUUCAUCAAAGAAGGAAGAUGGAUCUCCUGACACCUCAAUCACCAUUAACGAAUCUAACUCAUCUGAGAGGAGACAGGUUCCAACUGGACCCAUCAAACUCAAAUUUGAAGGAAGGAGGACUGAUGCUAACAACCUCCUACAGAAUGACAAUUUCAUUCCUACAUGUCAUUUCUGUAAUAGGAGAGGUCACAUUCGACCUAAGUGUUACAAAUUGCAGAACUACUUGAAAGCCAUGAUCAAUCGACCAAAUAGUUUCCCUCCACCAAAUAAGUCACAUGGACGCAAACCUCGUCGAGAAUGGAAAAUAAAGUCCAAACCAAAUCCUGAUGUUGGUUUGGUUGCAAAGCUAUCUCUGUCUGCCUUUGUUGAAGGUCAGUGGUACUUCGACAGUGGAUGUUCGCGUCACAUGACUGGAAAUAAGAAAUUGCUAGUUAACUUCAAAGAUGAAAAAGGGGGAUCUGUCACUUUUGGGGAUGGUAACAAAGGACAGAUUGCUGGGAGAGGUGAUGUAAAUGUGAAUGGAGCAGCUCAACUGACUAAUGUCUUAUAUGUGAGAGGACUCAAAGCAAAUCUCAUCAGCAUUGGUCAAUUGUGUGACGACAAUCUCUCUGUAAGUUUCACUAAAACUCAAUGUUUAGUUUCAUCUGAUGGGUGUGUUGUCUUAACAGGAAACAGAACUGUAGACCAGUGCUAUGCUGUAUGCAAUACCAUAGUGUGCAACAGGACCUUCUUGGACAAACCUGACUUAUGGCACUACAGGCUGGGACACUUGAACUAUAGAGAUCUCCAAAGAUUGGUGAAGCUUCAAGCUGUAAAGGGAAUUCCUGACAUGAAAGUGUCCAAGGAGAGAGUAUGUGGUCCAUGUCAGCUUGGAAAACAGCAUAAGGCAUCUCAUCCCACAAUUAAUAGACUUCUCACCUCUCGUGUGUUGGAACUAAUGCAUGUUGACUUAAUGGGGCCAAUGCAAAAUGAAAGUAUCAGUGGGAAAAGAUAUGUAAUGGUCUUGGUGGAUGACUACUCUCGGUUUACCUGGGUUGAAUUUCUUAGAGACAAGUCUGACACAUUUGGAUCAUUCUCUGCCUUCAUACUAAGAUUGUAA
Molecule: messenger RNA, 2598 nt
Organism: Cannabis sativa
Lineage: Eukaryota; Viridiplantae; Streptophyta; Magnoliopsida; Rosales; Cannabaceae
Exons: 1
Coding region: 1-2598 (865 amino acids)
Molecular function (GO): nucleic acid binding; zinc ion binding
Source: RefSeq, a predicted model, not a curated record